CGAGAGACCUGGAGUUGGUUGCUCGCUCCGAGUUGCUCAUUUUAGUCCUAAAGGGUUGACAUGUAACGAGGAGCGUGUCCUCUUUCCGGUGGUUUCUGGAGGGCGGGCGCCUAACUUCAGACACCGCGUGCAAACCUAAAGGAUUGGCACCAUGGCUAUUGACUGGAUUGGCUUUGCGUAUGCUGCAUUGGUGGCUGUUGGAGGUGUUUUAGGAUACACUCGUAAAGGUAGUAAAAUCUCUUUAGCUGCUGGUCUCACAUUUGGUUCUGUGGCUGGUUAUGGAGCUUACUGUGUGACACGUGAUCCAAGAAAUGUGAAGAUAUCAUUGUUUUCAGCUUUUCUUUUGACCGUUAUAAUGGGGAUGAGGUUCAAGAGGUCCAAGAAAUUAUUGCCAGCCGGACUAGUAGCAUGCCUGAGAGGUGCUGCAUUCAAAACUGCUGGGAGCUCAGCACCUUUGAAAACUGGGAAGAUUCUGACCCCAGAUAUAAGAACUUUGCCUUUUGAUGAUUUUGAGGCUUGUUUUUAUGGUGCUGUAGAAGAAUUUAGCAACUUAAGAACUGAAAUAUGACUAUCAGUCAUGCCCACCUGGCAAACGGGCAGGCUUUCCAUACUUGAAAGAUAAGUUUGGACACAAGUCUUAUUGUGUGUUUAUCUUUUCUGUAAAAGAUCUGUACAACUUGGCUAUUGGCAUUUGCUGAUAUUUUGCCAGCUCUUUUUAAAAACAAAAAUGAAUAUUUUGUUGAUGAUGUAUUUUGAUCUACUUCGGUUUAAGCUGUCUGUUAACUCAAGGGACCUUUACUUGUAAUCCUGAUUGUUUUCAGAGGUGCUGAGCACCCCAAGAAAUUGAGUUAGCAAUGCACUAUAUUUUUCAAAGGAAAAACAUAUGUAGAUAUAUCAUUAUGCUGAAGAGGUAUAUUGUAUUGAAUCAUAAUUUUGUAGUUUCUGAGAUUAAGUAAUUGAUUCUAAUCAUAGCAUCAGUUACUACUCAAUAAAGGCAUGCGCCUGUACUGUGUUGCACUAGAAAACAGACCUUCCUUUCAAACCCAGCUAUCUUCUUCUGUUGAUUCUAAAUGUGAAAACUAUAAUUGAUGUUCAAAUAAAGAGUAAAACGUUUGAAGCUUC
Struthio camelus australis is the source of this 1122-nucleotide messenger RNA. RefSeq names its product transmembrane protein 14A (gene TMEM14A). Gene Ontology annotation, cellular component: mitochondrial membrane. Gene Ontology annotation, biological process: regulation of heme biosynthetic process. NCBI's taxonomy places the organism in Eukaryota, Metazoa, Chordata, Aves, Struthioniformes, Struthionidae. The record is from RefSeq and is a predicted model, not a curated record.